AUGGCCCCCGAACAAUCAAAACAACAACCGUCACGCAGUCUGGAUGAAACCAUACCAGCUUCAUGCAGCUUCACGAGCCAAGAACUAGAUUCUGAGACAUGGAGCAGGUGGAUUCGCUGCGUGUACACACCUGGUCUCACGGCGACUGAGUUCCUCGAUCACUGGAAUCAGGCAUACAGUUGCACCCAAGCAGAUUUGAUGGCAUUAGAUACCGAAAUACCCAAAAUUGUUCAAUAUUGGCAGUUCCUCGAAGCAGUUCAUUCCCACCCCGACUUGGAACAGUGGUAUCCCAAUGCGGAUUGGGAGUCGAAGGAAGCUAUUUCGAUGGAUCAAGUUCGAGGCCAAUUUUUGGAAAUUGCUAUCAACAUCCCCGCAAGAAAACAAAUCGUCGCACUUGUGGCCCGAUCGUCUAGUGGAAGUCGCAUGGAAAAAGACGACUAUCUUCUCUGGAGUCUAGAGUGGACCAAGCUUUUCUAUGAGAGGACUUACGGCAAAAUUCAAUCCGAAUGCCGCUUUCUCACCUUUGUUCAGUCAUCAAAUACCCCCUUGCGGCCAACCGGAGAGGUAUCGACUUUUUUUGCCAGCCUGCGCAAUGAGGUUGAAGAAUAUGAGGGAGAGUUGCUCAUAGUCGUCAACGGCUGGGAUGGGUUAACGACUGAUCGAAUGAGCUUCUACAACCUGUUUUCCCACUGGGCAGAGCGCAUUACUCUCCGAAUCUAUUCCCAGGAGUCCACCUGGCAGCAAAAGAAAUUCUUCGAAGUCAAUGUCGCGCACGUCUGCUCGGUCUUCAGAGGUGAAAUAGAGUUUGAUAUUGAGGACCUGGACAACGGCUUCUCUCUCAACGAUUCGACCGCUUUGUUCAUUCGGAGAUUUAGCGCUAUCUCUCUAAUCAAAGAUGAUAUUUCUGUUGUAUCGACCGAGUUGCGUGCGCUGACCAACGUCAGAAACGAGCAGCCGGAGUCCCGCAAUUUAUCAAAACACAUUUGUGGCGACUGCAAUAUCCCAUUUCCGACUUCUAUUGACCUUAAUCGGCACAUGCAUCACAAGCACGAGCAACACGAAAAUCCUGAAAUGCAUCUGCGCUGCACUUUCUGUGGGUAUCUAUUCUCGAGGAAGGACCACAGAGAUCGACAUGCGAGAGAGACAUGCCCCCAAAACCGGACCUCACAGUCUUUGAUCCGUGAAACUGUGUUUCAUCAGCCAUAUCUGCCCAAACACGAGCCCACAGCGGACCGAAAGUGCUCAAAAGCCCUGCAACCCUCUCUUGACCAGCAGCCAUUGAUCAAGCAAGAGCCUCCAGCCAAGAAACUAAAGCGCUGUCGAAGAGGAAGUAAAGUCCGGUUCCUACCCCCAGAGUCUCUGCCUAAAGGUUCGGAUAAUGGAAUUCUUUCUUAUUACCAACUCACAGAGAGGCACGCCAAACAUCUCCCCCGUCUAGAACUUAAUUCUAGCAAUCUUGACGGCAUGGAAAAAGACAUCGUCCCACAAAGCUGCGAACGCAUUAUGAGAGAAACCACCGCUUCCGAUAUCAACCGUCCUCACACCCGGGCAUCUUAA
Molecule: messenger RNA, 1557 nt
Organism: Penicillium arizonense
Lineage: Eukaryota; Fungi; Ascomycota; Eurotiomycetes; Eurotiales; Aspergillaceae
Product: C2H2-type zinc finger protein
Exons: 2
Coding region: 1-1557 (518 amino acids)
Source: RefSeq, a predicted model, not a curated record